UUUGCUUCUUGCUGACAUUUUUGAAAAUUUUCGAUUGACUUGUUGGAACACGUACAAACUGGAUAGUUUACAUUAUUAUACUGCGCCAGGGCUCGCUUUCGAUAGUAUGCUAAAACUUACGGGGGUUGAAUUAGAACUACUAACUGAUAUUGAUAUGAUAAUGUUCCUAGAACGAGGGAUACGUGGGGGUGUCUCGCAGGCGUGUAAUAGAUAUGGAAAAGCAAAUAAUAAGUACAUGGGAAGUAGUUUUAAUGCAAAUGAACCUAUAUCAUAUUUAAUGUAUUUCGACGUAAAUAAUCUCUACGGUUAUGCGAUGUCGUUUCCUUUACCAGAAGGGAAAUUUGAAUGGGUUGAUGAUGUCUACUCUAUUGUAAUUAAUGACAUUCCCGACGAUGGUGAGUACGGUUACAUAUUUGAAAUCGACCUAAUUUAUCCAGUAAAACUACAUAAAAAACAUCGUGAUUUACCAUUACUUCCGGAACAUUUAAUUCCACCAGCUUCCAAUUCAAAAAUGCAUAAAUUAAUGACCACACUUUACGAUAAGAAAAACUACAUUAUUCAUUAUAGGAAUUUAAAACAGGCGUUAAAUUUAGGUAUUGAAAUUGAAAAGGUUCAUCGUGUAUUAAAAUUUAAACAAUCACCUUGGUUAAAAAAAUAUGUCGAUUUGAAUACAAGUUUACGACAGGCGAGCAGAAACGAUUUUGAAAGAAAUUUCUACAAACUUAUGAAUAACGCUGUAUUUGGUAAGACAAUGGAAAACGUACGAAAAUAUAAGGAUGUUAAAUUGGUAACAAAAUGGUCCGGAAGAUAUGGUGCAAAUUAUUAUAUUUCACAACCAAAUUUCCAUAGUUGUACGAUAUUUGAUGAAAAUAUGGUACUUAUUGAAAUGAAAAGGCUAAAUGUUACAUUUAACAAGCCAAUAUACAUAGGAUUCUGCAUACUUGACAUUUCAAAAACUAUACUAUACGACUUUCAUUAUAAUUACAUUCAAAACAAAUUCUGUGAGAGGGCCAAAUUACGUUAUACUGACACAGACUCGCUAAUGGACGCUAGUGGAGAAAAGAAAUACCGACUUGUUAUCGACUACCGACGUCUCAAUGAGAUAACUGUGGAAGAUAAAUAUCCCAUGCCGAAACUUGAGGAAAUUCUCAACAAUUUAGGAAGGUGUACUUACUUUUCAACGCUGGACCUUGCCCAAGGUUUUCACCAAAUUGAAGUAGCUAAGGACCCCAUCAAAAAGACAGCAUUCACAGUGGACAAUGGGCACUAUGAAUAUAAACAGAAAGCUACUAUUUUCAUUACAAGAGCGGACAAGGGCAACGUCACAGUUGUUAUGAAUCGAACCGACUAUAUUGGUAAAGCGAUGAACAUGCUCGCUGAUAAAGACAACUAUGAACGUUGUAGUCUAUCCACCACGGCCCCCAUGGGCGUGGGAUUGAGAUACGCUCAAUCAGCGCGCGAUGACUAUGUCACCGCUACCAGGUCCUUCCAUUUGGUUAGCAAGACCAUCUGGAACCCUCUGGUGCGGGCGGGACCUAUCUAA
Messenger RNA from Agrilus planipennis (emerald ash borer), 1543 nucleotides. RefSeq names its product DNA polymerase-like. Lineage: Eukaryota; Metazoa; Arthropoda; Insecta; Coleoptera; Buprestidae. Bases 107 to 1543 code for a protein of 478 amino acids. The record is from RefSeq and is a predicted model, not a curated record. The transcript is spliced from 4 exons.